AGUGAAAUGUCAAAAAGUAGGACAGUCGCUGAAAAAAUGAAUUCUGAUGCUGGCAAGUCACUGAAAAUGUUGAAGCAAGCGGAAAGACACAAGGUUGUCUACCUGUUCAGAAAUGCACAUGCUGUUGCAAAACAAAAUCGUCCCAUAUCUGACUAUAAAUGGUUGUGUGAGGUAGAUCAAGCUAAAAAGCUGGACAUUGGUAAUACAUAUGUAAAUGAUAAGGCUGCUGUUGAUUUCAUUAGCUGCAUUGCACAGUGUGAAAAAGAAAAGACUGUACAAAUUCUAAAUGACAGUUCAUUCUUUUCAUUCAUGAUGGAUGGAACAACCGAUAUAUCUGGAGAUGAGCAAGAGGCUAUUUACGUAAGGACAUCUAGUCAAGGUGCAGUAACUGAGAGAUUUCUCAAUAUCGGUUCACCUAGAUCGACAAAAUCUGAAGAUCUUUUCGAGCAUGUUUUGGCAGUAUUCAAAGAAUGUAAUGUUGAUAAAGGUAGAUAUAAUAAUAGCAGUCUUUUCUUUAAUUACUAAUCUCCCCAAAAUUCUUUUUUUCCACCUUAAACGGAUAGAAAAAAAUUAUCAAUAUUCCUUUGAUAUCUUUUGCAAAUUUUUCAAAAUAUAAAUUGUUUAUUAUUAUUAUGAAAAUCAAUAAAAUUAAAACAGGCGUAGUGGAAUCUUCCAUAAUUAUUCAAUUAAUAAGGUUAUUUUAUGCGUAAAGUUGUGUAUUUACUUUAUUUUUUGUAAGGAAUUAUUCAUACAAUGAUAUAAUUAUUUCUUUUAAAGAAAUAACUGUUUUAUUUCAAUUCAAUUUAAAAAAAAGACCAUCUAGUUCGCUAUAACACUCCAUUAGGUGAACUCCCCAGAGCUAUGCACAGAAUAUAACGGAAAACGGCCUUUAGCUAGGUUUUCUAAUUCGUGAAAAUAGAAAUAAACCUUAUUACUUUUUUUAAAUUUGAAAUCAAUUUGGAAAAUAAAAAUAUGUUAUACUUUAUUUUAGGCAGCUUAAGUCGACCUUCAGGCUUUCUUUGGUGUUUACUAAAUUAUGCAUUAUUAAAUGAAUAUUUCAAACAAACUAGUGGGUAUGGGCAGCGAUGGCGCCUCCAAUAUGACAGGAUCACGAUCCGGAUUGUCAACACUUUUGAGACAGCGUAUCAACCCUGAAAUAGUUAACGUACAUUGUAUGUGUCAUAGACUUGAACUUGCUUUCCGUGAUACACUGAAAAAGUCAAAAUUGUAUGAUAAGUUGAUGACAUUGCUCAUUGGCAUACAUUAUUUUUACAAGAAAAGUUACAAAAACAAAAGUGCUCUCUUGAACGCCAUUGAAGCAGUAGGUAAAGGUGUGUUACCACCUAAAGUAACUGGAACCAGAUGGCUUCCACACCUAUGUAGGGGAAUAGGUGCU
This is a messenger RNA of Ruditapes philippinarum (Manila clam), 1396 nucleotides long. RefSeq lists its product as uncharacterized. The transcript has 2 exons. The record is from RefSeq and is a predicted model, not a curated record. Lineage: Eukaryota; Metazoa; Mollusca; Bivalvia; Venerida; Veneridae. The coding region runs from base 7 to 525 and encodes 172 amino acids.